Messenger RNA from Cuscuta campestris, 150 nucleotides. The record is from the annotation of a GenBank genome assembly. NCBI's taxonomy places the organism in Eukaryota, Viridiplantae, Streptophyta, Magnoliopsida, Solanales, Convolvulaceae.
AGCUUCCAGAAAGAAUUCAUACUUGGAAAAUUACAUUCUAAGCAUGAGUUGGGAGUAUCCGAAGAGACUUGGUACCCCAAGUGUCAGAGUUGUAGAAUCAGUGCUUCCAAGACAUUGUUGAGAUUUGAGAACAAUCUAUUAACUCGCAAG